AUGGCAUCCGGUCUCCUCUCCCACUCCCCCCUCCUCCUCAAAACCGCCACAGCCCUCUCCCUCUUCCCCCUCUCCCUCGGCCUCAUCGGAACCCUCUCCCCAUCCUCCGGCUACAAAAUCUUCUCCAUCCCACCCCCUACACAAAACGCCGAAGCAUACUCUCUCGGCACGCACCUCUUCCUCUUCUGGGCGUCCCGGGACCUCUUCAUGGCGGCAGCGAUUAACAUCGCGGCGUGGAAUGGGGAUCGGAGGACGUUGGGCAUGGUUUAUUUGGCCAUGUGUGGGGUCGGCGCGUUUGAUGCGUGGACUUGUGAGAGGGUGGUGGGCAAGGGGAAGUGGGCGCAUUUGGGGUUUUUGCCGUUGCUUGUUGGGGUGGGUGGGGGGUUGUUGGGGUGGUUUGAUGGGUGGUGA
Molecule: messenger RNA, 411 nt
Organism: Zasmidium cellare ATCC 36951
Lineage: Eukaryota; Fungi; Ascomycota; Dothideomycetes; Mycosphaerellales; Mycosphaerellaceae
Exons: 1
Coding region: 1-411 (136 amino acids)
Source: RefSeq, a predicted model, not a curated record